AUGAUUGAUGGUAAUUUCCAGUUUUCCCCCAGUGACUUCACGAACAUGGAAGAUCCCUAUCAAGUGCUCGGGGUUACAUCCAAUGCCACUGCGGAAGAAAUCCGUUCCGCCUACUAUGAACAAUCAAAGCGAGUUCACCCGGAUCGAUCGAAUGCAGAAAACUCCAAUAGAGCCAGUUCAGAAGCGUUUCUUAGACUUUCGGAUGCUUACUCACUGCUGUCGAAUCCAAGUUCGCGACGGAUGUAUGAUCAAUAUGUAGCUUCGCAACGCAAUGGAGUUUGGUCCAGAAUGAAUGCAAGUCAUUUCAGUUUCUCCGCUAUAUGGUUCGCCAAAAAUCCACAAAGCCCAGGUUCCCUUUCGUCCUAUCCUAUCGAUGACUAA
Echinostoma caproni is the source of this 381-nucleotide messenger RNA. NCBI's taxonomy places the organism in Eukaryota, Metazoa, Platyhelminthes, Trematoda, Plagiorchiida, Echinostomatidae. The record is from the annotation of a GenBank genome assembly.